AUGAUCAAGAAUUCAGAUAAAGCAAUUAAAAAGACAACAAAUAAAAUUAUAAAUACAGCAGACGAUUCAGGUACAAGGUCUUUGGAUGGUCAACAAAAUAAUGAUUUAUAUCAAGAAUAUGUCAAUGAAACUCAUGUAGCUGAUUUUAUCAAAGCGCUCAGUUAUGAUCCUAUCCACGAAUAUAUCUCAGCUUGGACGGAUGCAUUACCCGUCUCAAAAAGAACAUCUAAACGUAAAUUAAAGGAACAAGAAGCUGCAAAACCAAAAGGUAUUUCUUAUUUGUUUUUACGCUAUCCAUUCAUUCUGUUUGCUUAUAUUUUAUUACGUCAAGUUGUUUGUAUUUGGGAAAACUUAUUCAGUUGGAGAGGUAAAAAACGAACCCUUCGCAAUAAAUUGCGCGCAUCAAAGACAUACAAAGAAUGGUGUGAAUCAGCAGAUGCGUUAGAUAAAUAUAUGCAUAAAGAUGAAUGGAAAAAUACAAUUCCUUACGCCUAUUAUGAUUAUCGUCUAUUGCAAAAAGUAGUCAAGCAUUUAAAGAUGUAUAGAAAGGGAGAUACGCCAGAAGAUGCUACCAAAUUAAUGGAUGUAUUAUACGUUUGUUUGAAGCAAAAUUUCGCUGGAAUUGAAAACGUUCAAUUAUAUAGUAAUUCUUAUUUGGGUACAAAAUCUUUAAUAGAAGAAUACAUUGAAGAAGUCACACGUUCUAUUGAAUUUCUUCAAAAUAAUAAAUAUAUUACAAAUGAAGAAAAACGCCUUGCAUUUAAAUUGUAUUCAAAGAAUUAUGGUCGUACUGCAUUCUGUUUAUCAGGUGGAGCAGGAUUUGGUUACUAUCAUUUAGGAGUGAUCCGAGCAUUAGUAGAUCGUGGCUUAUUACCAUCCAUCAUUACUGGAACUUCUGCAGGUUCCUUAAUGGGAGCUAUUGUCUGCACACGUACAGAUGAAGAAUUAAAUUCGAUUUUAACACCAGAGUUAGCAAAUAGAAUUCAUAUCUGUCAUGAAAGUUGGAAAACUAAACUGACACGAUUUGUAACUACAGGUGCUUUAUUUGAUUCUGCUCAGUGGUGUCGUGAAGCAAUGUGGUUUUGUAAGGGUUCAGUUACAUUUAAAGAAGCUUAUGAAAAGACAGGUCGAAUUUUUAAUAUUUCCGUUAUUCCUUAUGAUCCUCAUUCACCUCCCAAGCUAUUGAAUUAUAUAACUGCUCCUGAUUGUGUCAUUUGGAGUGCUAUACUUGCUUCUUCUGCUAUUCCUGGUAUCUUGAAUCCAGUUGUUUUAAUGCAAAAGAAGCAAGGAUCUGACCAUCUCGUGCCUUACAACUAUGGACAUAAAUUUAAGGAUGGAAGUUUAUCCACUGAUAUCCCUACACACGCAUUAAACACACAAUUUAAUGUCAAUUAUACUAUCGUUAGUCAAGUCAAUCCUCAUGUACAUUUAUUUUUUUAUGCUAAUCAAGGUAGUCCUGGUAGACCUGUCACUCAUCUUCAAGGUCAUGGUUGGCGUGGAGGCUUCUUGGCUUCAACCAUUGAGCAAACACUUAAAUUAGAUUUAUCAAAAUGGUUAAAGGUCCUUAAAUCCCUUAAACUUUUACCAAAGGUACGUGAUCAAGAUUGGAGUUCCUUAUGGUUGCAAAAGUUUGAUGGUAAUGUAACAAUAUUGCCUAAAUCGACUUUAUCAGAUUGGUUUUAUAUCAUUGCAGAUCCAAGUGAAGAUAGACUUCGUAAAUUAAUGCAAAUUGGGCAAAUUCGUACUUGGCCAAAGAUCUCGAUCAUUUCAAAUAGACUGCGUAUUGAAUCUGCUAUUGAAAAGGCACGGAAAUCAUUUAAUAAUAGUCGUAAAUCAAAGAAAAGGUUAUCGAAGGAUAAAUCUUCUAUUUUUGAUGGCAAUAAUAAGAAUGACUAUAGUAGUAGUGGUGAUGAACUUUUGUUUAUUUCACGUCGUAGAGUUAGUAUACCAGAUGAUGGCUCAUUGCAUACCAUGGAAGAUAAAGACUAUAUCAAGGAACAAAAUAGAAGACGUAAAUUUAUGGCUCAAUUUGUUGAUUCCAGUCAUGACGAAACGAAUGAUAGCACACAGAACUCACUGAUAUUUGAGUCUUUUAAUGGAUCUCAAUCAAAUACACCAUUAACGAGUUCACAUGAAGAUGAUGAUGAUGAUGAUGAUGAUGAAAUAAUGUAA
Cokeromyces recurvatus is the source of this 2172-nucleotide messenger RNA. RefSeq names its product acyl transferase/acyl hydrolase/lysophospholipase. Gene Ontology annotation, biological process: lipid metabolic process. Bases 1 to 2172 code for a protein of 723 amino acids. Gene Ontology annotation, molecular function: triacylglycerol lipase activity. The transcript is spliced from 6 exons. The record is from RefSeq and is a predicted model, not a curated record. NCBI's taxonomy places the organism in Eukaryota, Fungi, Mucoromycota, Mucoromycetes, Mucorales, Mucoraceae.